AGAUUUUAUGUACAGUUGGUAUUUUAUCAAAUGAUCAAUCUCAUAAAAUGGUGUACACUAAAUCAAUUGGAUUGAAAGAUUUAUCAAGCUAUUCAGAGAAAGAUAGAAAUUUAUUAUUAUGGAGAUCUGGACUAUCAAUAUUAAAUGUUAAUGUUAAAAUCUGUUUACAUCAUGAACAAAUUUUACUUAACCGGUUUGCUAACUCCCAAAAAAAUUGCAUCGACCCAUUUAAAAAGCAUACAACUAAUAUAAAUGGUGGUUUGCGAGAAAUUGAUAUUCAACUGGCAAAAGAUAUGUGUUCAAUUGGUAUUAAAACAACACCUGGUUUUAAAAUGUGUCCUUCAUGUCGAAAAGAAUUGGUAAAAAAAUAGAUAACUGGUCUACCUUACAGGACCACAAUGGUGAAGAUGAUUUUCUGGAACAAACAUUUUUUGAUGAAGAUAUAGAAAUGGCACAAGAAAAAGAACUUAUAAACAUCAGUUUUGAUAAAUUAGAUGUAUCGCCAGUAAAAUUUCAUGGGGUUCCACAACAUGCUAAAAUAUCUCUAGGAAAAAGAAAAUUAAUGCAAGCUACUGAUGUUAUGUCAAAAAAGCUAUCAGUUAUCCUCAAUGUUAACGCAACAGACCUGAAAAAUGAUGUUACUGGGGAGCCCAAUGUUGAAAAUCAGAAGAAAGCUGAAGAUCUAAAUAAAUUGAUACUUUCAAUGCAAGAAAAGCUGAAAACACCAAAUAGAAGAGAUUCAUGGCCUUUAAGGAAAGCAGGUGAAGUAUUUAAUAUAUCAAAAUCAACCAUAACUAAAGCAAGAAAACUUAAAUUUGAAAAAGGAAUAUUAACACUUCCAGAAAAAACUAACAUUGUUAGAAUUGAAUCAGAUAUCAUUAAUAAGGUAGAAAGCUUCUAUUGUAAUGAUCAGUUUAGUAGGCAGUUACCAGGUAUAAAAGAUUUUGUAAGUGUAUCCAAAAAUAAACAUGUAUUAAAGCGAUUACUUCUUAGCAAUUUAAAGGAAUUAUUUAUUGAAUUCAAACUAGAACACCAUCAACCCAAAAUAGGAUUUUCUAAAUUUUCUCAGUUAAAGCCAAAAUGGUGUAUUUAUUAUGCUGGUCAAAAAGGAACCUAUGCUGUUUGUAUAUGUGCAAAACACCAAAACCUAAAGCUUAUGUUUAGCGCAGUUAAACUGGAGAAGAAUUACCAUGAACUUAUUGAGAAGAUUGUUUGUAGCAGAGAGUCAAGGGAAUGCAUGGUCCAUAGAUGUAAUCAAUGCCCUGGAAUUCAAAAUAUUAUAAAUUAUAUGACUGCAAAUCUAUUGCAAAAGGAAGGAUCAUUUGAAGAGAAUGACAUAGGUGGAUGAAGAUAAAACAAUUGAAUACAAACAAUGGAGUACAACAAAUAGAGCAGAGCUUUUAAGUAACAGGGCGCAUAUACCAGAUAGAUGAUUUUCAUAAAAUCCAAUUUUUAAAUUAACUCAAUCAUAAUACACCAGUUUUCUUUUAUAAGCAAUUUAUGAAUUAUUCAAAUGCAAGUUCUGGUUUUUUAUUGACUAGUUUUUUAUUUAAAGCUUGUAUUUGUUUGA
Hydra vulgaris (swiftwater hydra) is the source of this 1570-nucleotide messenger RNA. Its product is annotated as ARL14 effector protein-like. Lineage: Eukaryota; Metazoa; Cnidaria; Hydrozoa; Anthoathecata; Hydridae. The record is from RefSeq and is a predicted model, not a curated record.